Molecule: messenger RNA, 183 nt
Organism: Nerophis lumbriciformis (worm pipefish)
Lineage: Eukaryota; Metazoa; Chordata; Actinopteri; Syngnathiformes; Syngnathidae
Source: RefSeq, a predicted model, not a curated record
AUGGUCCAAAAAAUACUCAAUAAAUUCGUCGGGGCCAAAUACGUCACAAUUUUGCGGACGUGGGUACCGAACAUGUUAGCGUGGGGGACGGUGGGUGGCGUAGCGCUGGUUCACUUCACCGACUGGCGGUUGAUCCUCGACUACGUGCCGUAUAUUAAGGGCAAGUUCCGCAAUGAUGACUGA